UCUCCAUUCCCCCACAGAGACAACCAAGCUAGCUGGAAGUCUAUACGAAGGACAAGAAGUCGGAGAAUCAUCAAACUCCAUGGGAGCUGGGAUGAAGCGCUCGAGGGACGAGGAGGUAUUGUCACUGAAGCUGGCACCGACCACGGACUCAUCAACGUCGUCCACGACGUCAGCGGACUCAGCCGGGUCUCCGGCGAAGAAAGCACGGCGACGCAUGAGGGGCGCCGUGGUGGCGACAUCGGGUCAAGGGGAGUUCGUGUGCAAGACGUGUGGCCGUGCCUUCGCGUCGUUCCAGGCGCUCGGCGGCCACCGGACAAGCCACCUUCGAGGCCGGCACGAGCUGGAGCUCGGCGUCGGCGUCACCAGGGCUAUCAGAGAACGGAGAAGACGGGAGAACAAGCUGCACGAGUGCAGCAUCUGCGGCAUGGGGUUUGAGACCGGCCAGGCGCUCGGGGGACACAUGAGGCGUCACCGCGAGGAGAUGGCACUUCGCGGCCGCGGCGACGACGAGCAGUGGGUGUGUCGCGGUGUCGAGCUACAGCCGGGUCAGGUGGUGACGGGGCACCAGACCACUUCCAACCAGCCGCCCGUCUUGCUUAAGUUGUUCGUCUAGGUAGCUAGGUGGAAAGAAGGAAGACAGUGCACUUUUUUUUCUUGAUGCGUGGUCAAACACAUUUACAAGUGGAGCACGCUGCGUGGACCACUUGUAAAUGAGUUUGAUUGGAAUGAAGUAGUAUAUAGGUUCGUUAUUCGAUCUUGUAAAUACGAAAUUCAUACUAUAUACUACUCCCUUCGUCCCAAAA
This is a messenger RNA of Triticum aestivum (bread wheat), 803 nucleotides long. RefSeq names its product zinc finger protein ZAT5-like. The transcript has a single exon. The coding region runs from base 80 to 613 and encodes 177 amino acids. Lineage: Eukaryota; Viridiplantae; Streptophyta; Magnoliopsida; Poales; Poaceae. The record is from RefSeq and is a predicted model, not a curated record.